This is a messenger RNA of Fusarium oxysporum Fo47, 848 nucleotides long. RefSeq lists its product as uncharacterized. Gene Ontology annotation, cellular component: mitochondrion. Lineage: Eukaryota; Fungi; Ascomycota; Sordariomycetes; Hypocreales; Nectriaceae. Gene Ontology annotation, molecular function: carbon-nitrogen ligase activity, with glutamine as amido-N-donor. The transcript has a single exon. The coding region runs from base 150 to 740 and encodes 196 amino acids. The record is from RefSeq and is a predicted model, not a curated record.
CAAUUGCAUGCUUGGGAAAUUUUGACCUGUCGUUCGACAUCAGCUUAAGCUUCAUGGUAGCAACACCAAACCACGAGCCGCGAUCGUCAUAUCGAGUCACCAAACAGUUUCUACACCGAUAACACCGAUCCAGCUACUAUCCCUUCAAAAUGUCAGCAAAACAAUCGAUGCAACUAUUCCGGGCUCUGCGCAUGUCGCAGCCUACUCUUCGUCAGCCCAUCAACCGAGUCUCUGUCUGCCGAUUCUACUCAACAUCUACCGAAGAUGCACCCCCUCCUCUGCUGUCCAAGCUCAAGGCCGAUCUCAAGACCGCCAUGCGUGCCAAGGAUACUCCUCGCCUGACCGUUCUCCGAGCUAUCAUGUCCGCCAACCUCAACGCUUCCAAGACCUCAACUCCCAUCAAGACAGAUGUCCAGCUCGUUGCUUUGAUCCGCAAGAUCCAAAAGAGCUCUCAGGAUGCUGCCGCUGAGGCCAAGGCUGCCAACCGUGAGGAUCUUGUUCAAAAGGAGGAGGAUCAGAUCAAGGUGCUGAAUGAGUACCUUGCCGACAGCGGAGUCGAGAGCUUGACCGAGGCUCAGCUCAAGGCUAUGGUGCAGGAUGCUGUUGAGGCUUCAAAGGCUGCUGGCACCCAAGCCAAGUCCAUCAUGGGCGAUGUCAUGAAGCGAUUGUCUGGUGCUCUCGAGGGCAAGGAUGUCGACAGAAAGGAGUUGGCCAAGAUGGUCAAGGAGCUCACUGGCUAAAGGAUUGGAUGCAUGUCUAAGUGCAUGGUGUAAAAUAUGUAUACUACAGUGUGGACUGGCAUUAUGAUUGUCAUGAAAUCAAUGAAAUACCUACCUCUUGCGCGCGAA